AUUGGGACACAAAUCCUCAACAAAUAUACAACACAAAGGGGUGUAUUGGUCAAUUUGCUCAUCAAGAAACCUCUCACAUGUGUGACCUUCUUUUCAGUUUUAUAUUUUAAUUUUUUUUCUUCUUCUCUCUCACACCACCAAAACACAUGCGAAAUUCCUUCUCAGUGGGGGGAAAAUCUCAACCCCAAAACACGACCAAAUCCAUAAUCGUAUAUCGCACAAUCCCCUCCGCCGUUCAAUCACUCCUCCACAGUUCAAUCUCCUCCACUGCCGUUCACUCUCCUUCACAGUUUAAUCUCGAACCACAAUCCGUCAAACCCUCCGCAGUCGAAGAACUACAACCCCUCCGUCGUUCUCUGUUGUUCUCUGCAUUUCCAAGGUGCUUGCUAUGUGUUUGCUUGCUUGCUAUGUGUUUGCUCCUAUGCAAAUCUCACCUUAUGGGACAAAAUUAGUGGCUAUGAAUUUCAAAAAUUGAGGACCUGCUAAGGUGGGGUAGAAGAAGACAAUUAUAGGAAAUAUACUGAACAGAGAAGACAAUGUGUCACAAGAUUGGUAUUUGGAUAUACCUCUGGAUAGAUGACAACAAUCUUGUGGAGUUUUUUGGAAAGAUAUUUAUUGCAGGUGUGUCAUUUGUGGCUGCACUAAGCUUCUUACUCUAUGGAGGAAGAUUAUUUUACAUGCUGAAGCAUUUCCCAAUUGAAUCUAAAGGGCGAAGGAAGAAACUUCAUGAGUUCACGUCUAUAAUCCAUUUUGGAUUGGAGAAAGAAUGUGCCUUGGGAAGAACAUGGCUGAAGCAAUGAUGUUGGUGUUUCUCCAUCGUCUCACAUUGAGUAGGGUACUGUGCUCCCCCCCCCCCCCAAAAAAAAAAAAAAGACUGCAGCUAUUUAGGAGCGAGGUCGGGUUUCUCUCUUAUUUGACGUUGUACGUUGUUUAGCUUAAGUUUUGGUAAGUUGUUGUAUAGGAGCUCUUAGGUCUUGCGAACUGUCUUGAUUUUGAUGACAAUAUUAGUGAUGCAAUUUAGGAAAGGGAUGUAUAGUAUGGUGCUAUUGUACAUAUGUGAUUUGAAUUUAAUAAGUAUUAGGCUUUGACAUUUUAGUGUGGUGAACUAUCUUGAUUUAGGAAGGGAUCUAGGUAUGUGUGAAGUUAUUGUAUGGUGAAUUGUUAUGAUAUUAAUUUUGGAUGUUGAAUGAUACAUAUUAGUAUUGUUAA
This is a messenger RNA of Trifolium pratense (red clover), 1209 nucleotides long. RefSeq names its product tobamovirus multiplication protein 1-like. The coding region runs from base 537 to 800 and encodes 87 amino acids. The transcript is spliced from 6 exons. Gene Ontology annotation, cellular component: plant-type vacuole membrane. Lineage: Eukaryota; Viridiplantae; Streptophyta; Magnoliopsida; Fabales; Fabaceae. The record is from RefSeq and is a predicted model, not a curated record.